AUGGGCCACCGAAGACUGCGCCUCCUCUGGCGGUUUCUGGUAUUUCUAUUCCUCGCUCUCCAGAUCCUCUCGGCAGCUGACUUUGACCCCUACCGGGUUCUAGGUGUGAGCCGGACGGCGAACCAAGCGGAUAUUAAAAAAGCCUACAAGAAACUCGCCAGAGAGUGGCAUCCUGAUAAAAACAAGAACCCGGGAGCAGAAGACAAAUUUAUCCAAGUCAGCAAAGCUUAUGAGAUUCUUUCAAACGAAGAGAAGAGGACAAACUAUGACCGCUUCGGAGACGUAGGAGAUAACCAGGGUUACUCCCAGCAGCAGCAGCAUCACCACUUCCGUCACUUCCACGACAGCUUCUACUUCGACGAGUCGUUCUUCCACUUCCCCUUUAAUUCCGAGCGCAGGGAUUCCACUGAUGAGAAGUACCUCCUGCAGUUCUCCCACUAUAUCAACGAGGUGGUCCCCGACAGCUUCCGCAAACCCUACCUCAUCAAGAUCACCUCCGACUGGUGCUUCAGCUGCAUCCACAUCGAACCUGUGUGGAAGGAGGUGGUGCAGGAGUUGGAGGGGUUAGGUGUGGGCAUAGGAGUGGUGCAUGCUGGGUAUGAGAGGCGGCUGGCUCACCAUCUCGGUGCACACAGCACUCCGUCCAUUUUGGGAGUGAUUAAUGGGAAGAUCUCCUUCUUUCACAAUGCCGUCUUACGGGAAAAUCUUCGACACUUUGUGGAAAGUUUACUGCCGGGAAAUCUAGUGGACAAGAUCACAGAUAAAAACUACAUCCGGUUCUUAUCCAAUUGGCAGCAGGAGAAUAAACCGCACGUGCUCCUGUUUGAUCAGAUGCCUCCUGUCCCACUGAUCUACAAGCUGACGGCGUUUGCCUAUAAGGAUUACCUGUCUUUCGGAUACGUGGACCUUGGCCAGAGGGAGACGGAGCAGAUGAGCAGCCAGUACAAUAUUAACAUGUACGCCCCAACAAUGCUGGUCUUCAAAGAGCACAUUCACAAGCCAGCUGAUGUUGUGCAGGCACGAGGAAUGAAGAAACAAGUGAUUGAUGACUUCAUUUCUACCAACAAGUUCCUCCUAGCAGCCAGGCUGACUAAUCAGAAGAUAUUUCAGGAGCUGUGUCCUGUGAGGAAAUCGCACCGUCAGCGCAAAUAUUGUGUCGUCCUGCUAACUGGGGAGGGGGAACCCUUCAAGAAAACCUAUGACUCCUUCCUGGCUUUUGCUUCGGCCAACACCAAGGACACUGUUCGAUUUGUCCAUGCUUUCAAGGAACGCCAACAAGAGCUCGCCAUCUCACUGCUUGGAGAGGAUAUAAAGCCCGGAGAAUCCUCUGUGGCAAUACUUGAAAGACGGAACUCGGCUGGCAGAAUAGUGCACAGGACCCUGGCCAGCGCCUGGAGUGGCAGUGAGGAGAACAAGUUUGCUCUCUUGGAUUUCUUAGACCGCUUGAGGAAAGACCCCAGCAUCUUGUCUUCUGAGACCAUUCUGACUGAUCUGAACGAUGAGCUCGCACCGGUGUUCUUCCUGCGCUGGGUCUACAUUGCAGUUGACUACUGGUCGGAUGUAUGGGAGAGCGUCCUGCAUAAUAACUGGAGGGAGAUGAUGCCGCUGCUGUCUCUGAUUUUCUCGGCUCUCUUUAUCCUUUUUGGGACGGUCAUAGUGCAGGCGUUCAGUGACUCUAGCGAUGAUAGAGAUUCUGUUCCAUCUGAUAAAGAAGAGCCAAGUGACAAGGAGAAGAGUAGCGAGACCAACUUCACCAAGGAGAAUACCAGGGUUCCUAAGAAAGGCUUCGUGGAGGUGACGGAAUUAACAGAUGUAAAUUAUAUGAGUAACCUCGUCCGGCUGCGCCCGGGCCACAUGAACGUUGUCCUCAUCCUCUCCAGCUCCACCAAGGCUAGUCUGCUGCAGAGGUUUGCCCAAGAAGUAUAUACCUUUACUGGGAGCAGCUCCCUUCACUUCUCCUUCUUGAACCUGGACAAGCACCGUGAGUGGCUGGAGUACUUGCUGGAGUUUGCUCAAGACGCAGCAACGAUCGCCUAUCAGUACGACGAGCAUUUCCUGGAGCGCGACUACACCGGGUACGUGCUGGCUCUGAAUGGACACAAAAAAUACUUCUGUCUCUUUAAAGCGCAGUCCACGCUGGAAGACGAGAAGCUCUCGGACGAGGGAGAGGUCUGUUCUCCCAGCGGGGACUCGUUAAGGAAGAUUUCUCUAGGCUCCGGGGCGGGCCACAUCAAAAAGAAAUUAAAUAAGCUAUCGCUGUGGAUGGAGCGUCUAUUAGAGGGCUCAUUACAGAGAUUCUACAUCCCCUCCUGGCCUUUGCUGGACUGACACUACAUGGUGGUGGGGGGGCGGCAUCCAGUCCGAUGAAACUGUGAACAUUUUAGAUGUUUGUCCUUGACGUCGGGAUCCUACAUGCUGUUAUUGCGUCAUCCAAUCCUGCCUGGGGCAAGCAUGAGUGGAAGCGGGGUGGGGGAAGCUCGCUUUUUUUUUUUUAUUACAUGAAGCGAGCGCUCCGUGAUGACGCCAUUGA
Molecule: messenger RNA, 2530 nt
Organism: Bufo bufo (common toad)
Lineage: Eukaryota; Metazoa; Chordata; Amphibia; Anura; Bufonidae
Gene: DNAJC16
Product: DnaJ heat shock protein family (Hsp40) member C16
Exons: 14
Coding region: 1-2328 (775 amino acids)
Source: RefSeq, a predicted model, not a curated record